CCUCCCGGCACCGCAGGCGGAGCUGACCCUGCCGAGUCCCGCCCCGAGCCUGCGUCCGCCAGCAGUCCAGCCGGGGAGCCAUUAAAAGAAGGAUCUAAGAAAGAAUUCCGGCUGGCUGCCCUUCUCAGCGCUCCAAGCCGCGCCAUGCUCGCCCUGCGAAACACGUUGACCAGAAGUCUAGCCGCGCGGACGCCGACGCCUCAGGUAUACUCAUUUUUUGCUACAGGAUCCAGACAAUACGAUGGAACAUUCUAUGAAUUCCGUACUUAUUAUCUUAAGCCCUCAAAGAUGAAUGAGUUCCUGGAAAAUGUGAAGAAAAACAUUCAUCUUCGGACAGCUCACUCUGAAUUGGUUGGAUACUGGAGUGUAGAAUUUGGAGGCAGAAUGAAUAAAGUGUUUCAUAUUUGGAAGUAUGAUAAUUUUACUCAUCGAGCUGAAGUUCGGAAAGCCUUGGCCAAAGAUAAGGAAUGGCAAGAACAAUUUCUCAUUCCAAAUUUGCCUCUCAUAGAUGAACAAGAGAGUGAGAUUACUUAUCUGGUGCCAUGGUGCAAAUUAGAGAAGCCUCAAAAAGAAGGAGUCUAUGAACUAGCUACUUUUCAGAUGAAACCUGGUGGGCCAGCUCUGUGGGGUGACUCAUUUAAACGGGCAGUUCGAAUUCAUGUCAGUCGAGGCUACACAAAACUAGUUGGAGUGUUCCAUGCAGAAUAUGGGUUACUCAACAGAGUUCACGUUCUUUGGUGGAAUGAGAGUGCAGAGAGUCGUGCAGCUGGGAGACAUCAGUCCCAUGAGGAUCCCAGAGUUGUGGCAGCUGUUCGGGAAAGUGUUAACUUCCUUGAGUGUCAGCAGAAUAUGCUUCUGAUUCCUACCUCAUUUUCGCCGUUGAAAUAGUUUUCCAUGGAAAUAUGGAGCCUUUCGUUAACUGUCAAGAGAUGUGUCUGCUAACACAAUGCUUAAAUUCUCCCAAGAGAUUUUCAUUUUUAUAUGGAGGUGGUAAGUUAAUUUUCUAUGUCCCUUGCAUUUUUAAAGCCACCUCCAGCAUCACUACCACUUCAGGAAACAGUUCUAUUCAUUUCCCCCUUGGCAUUUCAGUAUCUCUUAAACAUUAAAAAUAGUUGUUGUUAAAUAUUGUAACAACUUUGUAUGGUGAUAGCUGGUAGCUAGAAUUAUCAUGUAUAUAAAUGUUGAAUCACUGUGUU
Molecule: messenger RNA, 1196 nt
Organism: Manis pentadactyla (Chinese pangolin)
Lineage: Eukaryota; Metazoa; Chordata; Mammalia; Pholidota; Manidae
Product: protein NipSnap homolog 3A
Exons: 6
Coding region: 145-888 (247 amino acids)
Cellular component (GO): mitochondrion
Source: RefSeq, a predicted model, not a curated record